Felis catus (domestic cat) is the source of this 504-nucleotide messenger RNA. RefSeq names its product glutathione peroxidase 1-like. NCBI's taxonomy places the organism in Eukaryota, Metazoa, Chordata, Mammalia, Carnivora, Felidae. The coding region runs from base 31 to 504 and encodes 157 amino acids. The transcript has a single exon. The record is from RefSeq and is a predicted model, not a curated record.
AGCUGUGCACUCUGGUCCCACAGCCGGGCCAUGUGUGCAGCUGCACUCCCUGCCACCAACCGGCAGUUGCAGCCCCCAGCGCUCCAGGAAUGCCUUUCCCAAGGGCCUGCUGGCCAGGGAGGAGCCUGUGAGCCUGGGUUCCUGGGGGCCAACAUGCUGCUGACCAAAAAUGCGGUGUCGCUCCAAGGUACAACUAUCCAGGACUAUGCCCAGAACAAGCAUCAGCAGCACCUCUGCCAGGGGCCUGGUCAAUAUUUGCUUCCCAUGCAAGCGGUGCUGGCAUCAGGAAAUGCCAGGAAGGAAGAGAUCCAGAAUUCCUUCAAGUUCCUCAGACCUCAGAACAGGUUCGAGCCCAAAUUCAUGCUUUCUGAGAAGUGCAAGGGGAGUGGUGCACAAGGGCACCCCCUCUUCAACUUCCUGCAGGAGGCUCUUCCGGCCCCCAGUAAUGAUGCCACCGCUCAUGACCAGCCCCAAGUUCAUCACCUGGUUUCCAGUGUGAUGUAA